UGCUGCUCAGUGAUGGGAAGGCAGGGGUGCUCUGCUGUCCUCUGCUGUUGGCUGGUGCUCAGAGAAGCGCUCGUGCUGCAGUUCCUACAAGACCCAAUCAAACGGAACGCUAAGCACGGCACAAACAGGACGAUGGGGGAGCGCAGCGCGAGCAAAUUGCGGAUUAUUGGGUCGGUAUUUGUCAACUUAUAUUAAAAACAGGUGAAACGAAAGAGAGGGAUGAUGAAGACGAUACGCCAGGGAUCGAGCGCGAGACCGUUGAUCGCUCUCCUCAGAUGCUGAUGAUGGUCGCGCGACCUGCGUGAUUUCCUCCCGCUGGAGCUUCCUGGUUCCUUUGCAUCACCUUAUCUGAGUCCCAGCCAACCCGGCAGAAUGAUUGAAGAGGGGAGUAAAAGCAGCAAGUCCAUGGUGGAGAAGAGACAGCUCUUCAUGGAGAUGAGGGCACAAAACUUUGAUGUUAUUCGCCUCUCAACGUAUAGGACGGCAUGUAAGCUACGAUUUGUUCAGAAACGAUGCAACCUUCAUCUAGUGGACGUGUGGAACAUGAUCGAAGCUUUCCGUGACAAUGGGUUGAGCACGUUAGACCACAACGCGGAGAUUAAUGUGUCACGUCUGGAGACCAUUUUGUCUUCCAUCUUCUACCAGCUCAACAAGCGGCUGCCCACCACCCACCAGAUAAACGUGGACCAGUCUAUCGGCUUGCUGCUAAACUUCAUCGUGGCCACUUAUGACAGUGAAGGCCAUGGGAAGCUCACAGUGUUUGCUAUGAAGGCAAUGCUAGCUACGAUGUGUGGCGGUAAAAUACUGGACAAAUUACGUUACAUAUUUUCCCAGAUAUCAGACUCAAAUGGGGUGAUGGUCUUUGCCAAAUUUGACCAGUUCCUGAGGGAAGUGUUGAAGCUCCCCACGGCGGUGUUCGAGGGGCCGUCCUUUGGCUACACCGAGCACUAUACGAGAACAUGCUUUCCUCAGCAGAAGAAGAUCUUGCUGAAUACGUUUUUGGAUGUGUUGAUGGCUGAUCCACCCCCGCAGUGCCUCGUAUGGCUACCUCUCAUGCACCGACUCGCUAAUGUAGAGAAUGUCUUCCAUCCAGUGGAAUGUUCUUAUUGCCGGAGCGAGAGCAUGAUGGGUUUCCGCUACCGCUGCCAGCAGUGCCAUGGCUACCAGCUUUGUCAGAGCUGCUUCUGGCGUGGUCAUGCCAGCGGCCCCCACAGCAACCAGCACCAGAUGAAGGAGCACUCCUCGUGGAAGUCUCCAGCAAAGAAGCUCAGCCAUGCCAUCAGUAAAUCUCUGGGCUGCAUGCCGAUGGGAGAGCCGCCUCACCCUGUGUUCCCAGAGGCAGCGGAAAGACCUCAGGACCUCGCACACACCACUCAGCUGAGGCCAGUGGCCAACGACAUGAACGAUACCAUUCUCAUUUCCUCCGGGGCGCCCACACCUUCAAAAAGCACCCUUGAGAGUCCCAGCAGACUGGAUGAAGAGCAUCGUCUGAUCGCGCGAUACGCUGCUCGUCUGGCAGCAGAGGCCAGCAACUCCACCCAAUGCCCUCCAUCUGAUCUGAGUUUCAACUUUGAUGCUAAUAAGCAACAGAGACAGCUCAUCGCAGAACUAGAGAAUAAAAACAGGGAGAUACUGCAGGAAAUCCAGCGUCUGCGUCUGGAACAUGAACAGGCUUCUCAACCCACUCCAGAGAAAGCCCAGCAGAACCCCACUCUACUGGCAGAGCUACGACUGCUGCGGCACAGAAAAGACGAGUUGGAGAGGCGCAUGUCGGCCCUUCAGGAGAGCAGGAGAGAACUGAUGGUCCAGCUGGAAGGUCUCAUGAGGCUGCUGAAGGAUGAAGAGCAGAAACAGGCCACUCAGACGGGGAGUUCGCCCCACUCAUCUCCCAGCCACAGUGCCAGCUGCACCAUGCCUAUGCCCAUCCGCUCCACCUCAGCCGGCUCGACCCCCACACACACGCCCCAGGACUGCCUGGCAGGGGUCGGAGAUGACGUGCUGGAUGCCUUCUCUCAGGGUGUACCAAGAAAUCUCCGUAAUGAUCUUUUAGUGGCUGCAGACUCCAUCACAAACACUAUGUCAUCUCUAGUGAAGGAACUUCACUCAGUGGAUGACGGUUUGGAGGAAGAAGAGUGUAACAUGCGAAAUGGAAGAGAGAAGGCUGAGUCAGAGUAAAAGAAUAUAGAAUAUUUCAUUGUCAUCGCUGAAGCAUUCUGGGAAAAGGCACUCCACCCCUUCAUUCUAAGCCCCAGGAAACAACCAGCGGCAUUAAAAGCUCUCUGGCAUUCGCACAUAGACAAAUGCAUGCUCUUCCCCAGCUGGGUUUCACUAUGUGAAUCACACCUUGCACAGAGCAAGUUGUAUUUAUUAGAAAGUAUAUAAAUAUAAAUAUAUAUAUAUAUAUAUAUAUAUAUAAAUCUAGCUCUAUGUCUAUCUGUAUAAAUCCAUUGUUAUCAAAUUACCCAUGAGAAUGGCUUGCUUGUGCUUUCUUAAAAAACCUUUACGACUUUGUGAUUACUACUCUCUGAAACGAACGCACUGUGCAUCUUCAUGACGUCACUCAAAUGGAUCUAUGCUGUAGCUAUUUUUCCAGAUGUUCCCCACACAGGAAGCUUUUUUGUAAAACUGGUGAUGAUUUUUUUGUGUUUUAAUGCAUGGAGUGGCUCUACUGGAUAGAUGGAGAUGGCUUGUAUUUGCUCUGCAUGUGACAUUUAUUCUGACCGACUCGAGUGAUGCCUGCUCCGUCGCUCCUUGUAGUCUUCUGAACAUCAAUCUGCUGCUUCUGCAUCACACGCAUCCGAACCACCAUAUAUCAGGGACGUCUCGUAGAGCUUGCAGUUUGUCUGGGAUUUCCGCUACUGUGUUAAGUUUAGCCUGUCGUUGUGGCCGUUGUUUUAGCGCUUCGGUUAUGCCUCUUAGUUUGGAAUAUCGCACAUGUAUCUCUCUGUAUUUUUGGAGCGCAUAAACGGACAUUAAUGGAAUACGGAUGUAUGUUCCGUAUAUCCAUAAACCAGCUUAACCAGCCAUCUUUGAGUGCACACGUCUCUGUAAACGUUACUUCAAAAGCUUUAUUGAGUUCAGUUAUUGUGUGUACUCAUGUAAAAUAAAUGAAACCAGUGCUCAGGGACUGUUGAGAGAGGAACGCAGUAGCAACGCUUGUGAACAAAUGGCUGGAAUUUACUUUGACACCACAAAGGUCAAAUGUCAAAGAUUAGCACAGGUCAUAAAAUCUUUAUGGAGUGUGGAAAGCAAAAUCGUUGUAUGGAAACCCGUCUCAGCCACAUGAGAAAAAAAUGCUUUGUUAAUUCGUAAUUAUGACAUAAAAAUUUUAAAUGAUGACAUACUAAGUCAUAAUUAUAAGAUAAAAAGUCAAAACUAUGCAAUAAAUAGUCAAA
This is a messenger RNA of Carassius carassius (crucian carp), 3395 nucleotides long. RefSeq names its product dystrobrevin beta-like. The transcript is spliced from 21 exons. NCBI's taxonomy places the organism in Eukaryota, Metazoa, Chordata, Actinopteri, Cypriniformes, Cyprinidae. Bases 373 to 2175 code for a protein of 600 amino acids. The record is from RefSeq and is a predicted model, not a curated record. Gene Ontology annotation, biological process: synaptic signaling. Gene Ontology annotation, cellular component: synapse; plasma membrane. Gene Ontology annotation, molecular function: zinc ion binding.